Rosa rugosa (rugosa rose) is the source of this 865-nucleotide messenger RNA. RefSeq names its product geranyl diphosphate phosphohydrolase-like. The coding region runs from base 167 to 619 and encodes 150 amino acids. The record is from RefSeq and is a predicted model, not a curated record. Gene Ontology annotation, cellular component: cytosol. The transcript has 2 exons. Gene Ontology annotation, molecular function: 8-oxo-7,8-dihydrodeoxyguanosine triphosphate pyrophosphatase activity. Lineage: Eukaryota; Viridiplantae; Streptophyta; Magnoliopsida; Rosales; Rosaceae. Gene Ontology annotation, biological process: dGTP catabolic process.
GAAACAACACAGCACCUGAUAAAUCGAUCAGGUAUUAGAAGCUGCCGGCUAAAUCAGAGCUACACGGACUCCAUUUCUUAUAUAAGGUCACUGCGGGUUGAGGGUAUUCAGACAAAUUUAGUGUAAAACUCAAAGCAAGACGUACGGUGGUUGAAAGAUAUAAAACAUGGUCAACGAGACGGUGGUUGAAGCUGCGAUGCUAGGCAAGGUGCCCAAAGUGGUAGUUGUGGUGUGCUUGUUGAGAGGAAACAAGGUGUUGUUGGGACGGCGCCGCUCAUCUCUUGGUGAUUCCACAUUUUCCCUUCCUGGGGGACACCUCGAGUUUGGUGAGAGCUUUGAGGAGUGCGCAACAAGAGAAGUGAAGGAAGAAACUGGUUUAGACAUUGAGAAGUUAGAGUUUCUAACGGUCACAAACAACAUGUUCUUGGACAAAGCCGAACCAUACCAGUACGUGGUGAUUUCUAUGCGAGCAGUCUUGGCAGAUCAUCAACAGCCUCAGAAUAUUGAACCAGACUUCUGUGAUGGUUGGGGUUGGUAUGAGUGGGGCAACCUCCCCAAGCCACUCUUUUCGCCCUUGGAAAAAGCAGUUCAGGCUGGAUUUAAUCCUUUCCCUUUUUAAUCUCCAGCUAUAUGUAAUGUACUCAUAUAUGUAGUACCUUGAUCAACCUGUUUUUUUCCUUCUCGAUAGAAACCACAUAAUUGUUGUAAUAUAAUCUUAAUUACGAAGCUUAUCUUAGACUCUUAGAGAUUAUGCUGGAUAAUCUUAAUUGUUGUAAUAUAAUCUUGUAAUAAUUCGUCCUGGGAUAGGCGGCUCAAUUGAUCUCCUCAUAAAGUAUUCUACUUUCAUUAAGUAACAUGCACUUGG